AUGGCAUGUUAUCCCCUGCAAAUUGCCGGGCUGGUUCUUGGGUUCUUUGGCAUGGUUGGGACCAUUGCCACAACCCUUCUGCCUCAGUGGAGAGUAUCAGCUUUUAUUGGCAGCAAUAUUAUCAUCUUUGAGAGGAUCUGGGAAGGGCUCUGGAUGAACUGUAUCCAGCAAGCAAGGGUGACAUUGCAGUGCAAGUUCUAUGACUCCUUGUUGGCUCUCCCACCCGUCCUGGAAGCAGCACGGGCUCUCAUGUGCGUGGCCGUGGCCCUCUCCUUCUCUGCGCUUCUGAUUGGAAUCAGUGGCAUGAAGCAGGUCCAGUGCACGAGCACUGACGAGAGAGUCAAAGCCUACCUUCUGGGAGCUUCAGGAGUCCUCUUCAUUCUGACCGGCAUCUUUGUUCUGAUUCCAGUAUCCUGGACAGCCCAUAUCAUCAUCAGGGAUUUCUACAACCCAGCCAUCCACGCCGGUCAGAAACGAGAGCUGGGAGCGGCCCUUUUCCUGGGCUGGUUGACCGUGGCUGUUCUCUUCAUUGGAGGGGGCCUGCUCUGUGGGUUUUGCUACUGCAAUAGGAAGCAGCGAUGGCCCAGGUACCCAGCCCCGGCCCGCCAGGAGCCCUGCGCAGAUAAACAGAGGAACGUGCCAGUGCUCAGGAAGACCUCCACCAGCUAUGUCUAA
Perognathus longimembris pacificus (Pacific pocket mouse) is the source of this 675-nucleotide messenger RNA. It is a transcript of the gene Cldn17, whose product is annotated as claudin 17. The record is from RefSeq and is a predicted model, not a curated record. The transcript has a single exon. Gene Ontology annotation, biological process: bicellular tight junction assembly; cell adhesion. Bases 1 to 675 code for a protein of 224 amino acids. Gene Ontology annotation, molecular function: structural molecule activity. NCBI's taxonomy places the organism in Eukaryota, Metazoa, Chordata, Mammalia, Rodentia, Heteromyidae. Gene Ontology annotation, cellular component: bicellular tight junction; plasma membrane.